AUGAAAGAGGCAAAUGUUAGCAAUCCAGCAGGUUUCAUCUUACUGGGCUUUUCUGAUAUGCCCCAGUUGGAGCUGGUUCUCCUUGGGGUCAUCUCUGUCAUAUACACUCUGACAUUGGUGGGGAAUACAGCCAUCAUACUGGUCUCAUAUUUGAACCCCAAACUCCACACACCCAUGUACUUCUUCCUCUCUAAUCUCUCCUUCCUGGACCUCUGUUUCACUACAAGCAUUGUUCCUCAAAUGCUGUGGAACCUCAAGGGCCCUGAAAAGACCAUUAGCUACAUUGGUUGUAUGAUCCAGUUAUACAUUGCUUUGGGACUGGGAUCCACAGAGUGUAUUCUCCUGACUGUUAUGGCCUAUGACCGCUUCAAUGCUAUCUGUCAACCUCUCCGCUAUGACAUUAUCAUGCACCCCAAGCUUCUCCAUCAAUUAGCAUCUCUGGCCUGGAUCAGUGGUUUUGUGGAGUCCACAAUUCAGACCACCUUUGUUUUCCAAUUACCUCUCUGCAGUCACCACAAGGUGGAUGAUUUUAUGUGUGAGGAACCUGCACUCAUAAAAAUUGCCUAUGUGGACACAACCUUCCUGGAAAUUGAGCUCUCCAUAGCUACUGUCCUCUAUGUGAUUAUACCUCUGGGACUUAUUUUGGUCUCCUAUGGCUGCAUUGUGAGGAGUGUACUGAGGAUAAAAUCAGCUGAAGGCAGAAGGAAAGCAUUUGGGACCUGUGGGUCUCACAUGAUUGUUGUGGUUUUGUUCUUUGGAACUAUAACUGCUGUGUACAUACAACCCAAGAGCAAGUACACACAAAAUCACAGUAAAUUCCUCACUUUGUUCUAUACAGUAGUGACUCCCUCACUUAAUCCUCUGAUCUAUACCUUGAGAAACAAAGAGGUGAAGCGGGCUCUGAAAAGGCUGCUGACAAGAGACAUACGAUAG
Messenger RNA from Chrysochloris asiatica (Cape golden mole), 933 nucleotides. Its product is annotated as olfactory receptor 2H2-like. The record is from RefSeq and is a predicted model, not a curated record. Gene Ontology annotation, molecular function: olfactory receptor activity; G protein-coupled receptor activity. Bases 1 to 933 code for a protein of 310 amino acids. Gene Ontology annotation, cellular component: membrane. NCBI's taxonomy places the organism in Eukaryota, Metazoa, Chordata, Mammalia, Afrosoricida, Chrysochloridae. The transcript has a single exon. Gene Ontology annotation, biological process: G protein-coupled receptor signaling pathway.